Molecule: messenger RNA, 1130 nt
Organism: Myotis daubentonii (Daubenton's bat)
Lineage: Eukaryota; Metazoa; Chordata; Mammalia; Chiroptera; Vespertilionidae
Gene: MTX1
Product: metaxin 1
Biological process (GO): mitochondrion organization
Cellular component (GO): SAM complex; cytoplasm
Source: RefSeq, a predicted model, not a curated record
GGGGGGCGGGCCGAGCGCGGGGGGAGGUGCUUCCGGGACAGAGGGCGGGCAAGAUGGCGGCGCCCAUGGAGCUGUUCUGCUGGUCGGGGGGCUGGGGGCUGCCUUCCGUGGACCUGGACAGCCUGGCGGUACUGACCUAUGCCAGAUUUACUGGGGCCCCGCUCAAGGUGCACAAGAUCAGCAACCCCUGGCGGAGCCCUUCAGGAACGCUGCCCGCCCUCCGGACCAGUCACGGAGAGGUCAUCUCAGUACCACACAAGAUCAUCACCCACCUUCGAAAAGAGAAGUUCAAUGCUGAUUAUGAUCUGUCUGCCCGGCAAGGGGCAGACACCUUAGCCUUCGUGUCUCUGCUGGAGGAGAAGCUGCUCCCAGUGCUGAUCCAUACUUUCUGGAUAGACGCCAAGAACUAUGUGGAAGUGACUCGGAAGUGGUACGCGGAGGCUAUGCCCUUUCCCCUCAACUUCUUCCUGCCUGGCCGCAUGCAGCGGCAGCACAUGGAGCGGCUGCAGCUGCUGUGUGGGGAGCACAGGCCUGAGCAUGAGGAAGAACUGGAGAAGGAGCUGUACCAAGAGGCUCGGGAAUGCCUGACCCUCCUCUCUCAGCGCCUGGGCUCUCAGAAAUUCUUCUUUGGAGAUGCCCCCGCCUCCCUGGACGCCUUUGUCUUUAGCUACCUGGCCCUGCUGCUGCAGGUCAAGCUGCCCAGUGGGAAACUGCAGGCCCACCUUCGGGGACUGCAUAACCUCUGUGCCUACUGCACCCACAUCCUCAGCCUCUACUUCCCCUGGGAUGGAGCUGAGGUGCCACCUCCACGCCAGACACCAGUGAGCCCAGAGACUGAGGAGGAGCCGUACCGGCGCCGGACCCAGGUCCUGUCCGUGUUGGCGGGGCUGGCGGCCAUGCUGGGCUACGCCUUGCUCAGUGGCAUUGUCUCUGUCCAGCGGGCAACACCGGCCCGGACCCCAGGCACGGGGGCCCUGGGCAUGGCCGAGGGAGACGAGGAGGAGUGAUUUGUCCUCAUGCUCCCAGGACUGAUUUUUCUACUCUCAUGCAUUCCAGAGGUCCCUGUGUCUCCCUGUUGUCGAUACAGCCAGAAAUGGGGUGUCCCCUGAAAAUAAACCUGCUCACACUCA